Messenger RNA from Lathyrus oleraceus (garden pea), 1494 nucleotides. RefSeq lists its product as uncharacterized. The transcript has 2 exons. The coding region runs from base 1 to 1494 and encodes 497 amino acids. The record is from RefSeq and is a predicted model, not a curated record. Lineage: Eukaryota; Viridiplantae; Streptophyta; Magnoliopsida; Fabales; Fabaceae.
AUGAAGACUAGAAACUACAUUCCUCUAGGAAGACUUAUCUCGUAUGUUAUGAUCGAGAAUGGAUUGGUGGAUCAUCUGAUCCAUCACAAUCUGAUGGAAGAUGUCACUGUUGACACUAGAAGACCUCUGAAUGCUCGAAACCUGAAGAGUAUGGGGAUAAUUGAGAAGGUCAAAGCUAAACCAACUCUAGACACUUCCUGGGAAGCACUGAAGGACCAAAGGAAGAUCCCCAACAGUCUCUAUUUGUUUUCCAAGAUUGACCCUCCAAAAGUGGUAGCUCACUAUCUGCAAGAUCUUGCAAACCAAGGGAUGGACAUUUCUGAGUUCUCAGUGGACUGGCUACCCGAGCAUCCACCAAACUUCAUGAAGAGGAUGCGAGAGCCCUCUGAGAAGUCCAAGAAGGAAAAUAAGGCAAAGUUGGGAGAAACCUCCGGGUCAAGACCUCCAGUCCCUCUGGCUAAUUCUCCAAGUAAGUCUAUGUCUCAUUCUCACUCUGUUAAAUUAAAGUUUAUUGCUUCUUCUCUCCCCCAAAACACUCCCAUUUACACCCCAUCAGAAACACCUCCCUCAACCACUAGAACUUCUAACCCACCAUCCCUCAAAUUCAAUCUCGCAACCACUACCCUACCCGUUUCUGAAGCAGAAAUGUUGAACGAAACCACCUCAUCAUCAUCAUCCUCACCUUCAUGCCCACCAUACUAUAUUCUCUCAUCAGACAAAGAACCAUCUGACCCCAAAUCCCCCACUCUAGCCCAACUUCAGGCACGUGCUCUGGCCUCACAGCAGCCAUCACAACCCGAACCUGAACCUAAAGUCACCUUUCCACCCCCUGAACAACAAAAUCCACCUCCAUCUGAUCAAGCUCAAACACCAACCCCUGAACAACAAACUAAUCCACCUCCUGAACAACCAGUACCCUCACCAUCUGAACAUCAACCAAAUAUACAACCUGAACAAACAACACCACCUCCCUCUGAUAUUCCCCCGCCACCAACCUCUGAUGCCAUCAUCACUCCUACUCACGAUCCCGCUGACACCAAUCCAACUCCACCAUCCUCCCCAGCCUCUAACUCUGAACCAGAAACUUCCUUCCCCACAUUAGAAGAAGCAAUAACUUUGUUUGCAGAGUCUUCAGUGGAGAAGAUCAAAGAUGCUGGAAUAAGGCUACAGGCUCGUUUGGCCAGAGAGGAUGAGGAAAAGGCCAGGAAGGAAGCAGAAGAGAAAGCUCGCCUAGAAGAAGAGCAAAGGAUCAGAGAAGCUGAAGAAAAGGCUAAUGCUGAAGCUGUUGUUGCUGAAGAAGUAGCACGCAUUGCUGCAGAGGAAGUUGCCAAGGCCAGUGCUGAUGCUUUGACUCGGGGGGAGCAAUCUAACUCUGGUUUUUCCCCUCUGGUCUUAAAGACUCUGGAGGAACUACAAAAGGAACAACAAGUGGUACGAGCAAGGUUGGAUCAUCAGGAUUCCGUCAACACCAACAUUCAGAAUCUGCUGACUUAG